Culex quinquefasciatus (southern house mosquito) is the source of this 1150-nucleotide messenger RNA. Its product is annotated as sphingolipid delta(4)-desaturase DES1. Gene Ontology annotation, cellular component: membrane. Gene Ontology annotation, biological process: ceramide biosynthetic process. The record is from RefSeq and is a predicted model, not a curated record. Gene Ontology annotation, molecular function: sphingolipid delta-4 desaturase activity. Lineage: Eukaryota; Metazoa; Arthropoda; Insecta; Diptera; Culicidae.
GCGUGUAAUUUUCGCAGCUCAAUCUACUAAAUUCGUUUUAGUCAGUUUGUGGCCAGGAAGCGAGUCCCACCACUCGAAAAAUGGGUCAACACGUUUCCCGGACGGAUUUCGAAUGGGUCUACAACGAACAACCACACAUCGGUCGACGCGAUGUAAUGCUGAAAAAGUAUCCCGAGAUCAAGAAGCUGUACGGACCAGAUCCAAAGUUUAAAUAUAUCGUAACAGCGAUGGUACUUAUGCAAAUCUUCAUGCUCCAAGUGAUGCAAGAUCAAUCGUGGAAAAUGAUUGUCCUGGUAGCAUACUGUUUCGGAGGUGUGAUUAAUCAUUCGUUGAUGCUGGCGAACCACGAGAUAUCUCACAACAUGGCGUUUGGGUACGGAAGACCGCUGGCGAACCGGUACUUUGGAAUGUGGUGCAACCUGCCGAUUGGAUUUCCCAUGUCAGUGUCGUUUAAAAAAUACCACAUUCUACACCAUCGACACCUGGCCGAUGAACAUUUGGAUCCGGACGUUCCCAGCAUUUUGGAAGCUAAAUUGUUCUGCACCACAUUGGGCAAAUUCAUUUGGGUGGUUCUGCAGCUGUUCUACGCUAUCCGACCGCUGUUUGUUAAUCCCCUUCCGGUGGAACGACUGGAAGUGAUCAACACAAUUGUACAGUUAGCAUUCAACACUGCCGUGGUGUACUUAUUCGGGUGGAAGGCCAUGUUCUAUCUAAUCAUUGGAUCUCUCCUGGCUAUGGGUCUUCAUCCGGUAGCUGGACAUUUUAUAGCCGAGCAUUACAUGUACGCAAAGGGCUUCGAAACGUACUCGUACUACGGACCCCUGAACUGGAUCACCUUCAACGUGGGCUACCACAACGAACAUCACGAUUUUCCCGCCAUUCCCGGUAGCCGAUUACCAGAAGUGCGAAAAAUUGCACCCGAGUUCUACGACACCAUACCACAGCAUACGUCUUGGGUUCGAGUUUUGUACGAUUUUGUUAUGGAUCCGGCCAUCGGUCCUUACGCCCGGAUAAAGCGAAGAUCCGUGGAAAAAGCUAGCAAAGGUGACUCGAUUAAAGCUGCGUAGAUUUGAAAUCCACGGAUGUUAAGUAUAAGCUGUGAAUGCAAUAAUUAAAAUCCAUAAAACUCUAAUAAAGAACAAACAAACAU